This is a messenger RNA of Prunus dulcis (almond), 2329 nucleotides long. RefSeq names its product cytochrome P450 734A1. Bases 289 to 1887 code for a protein of 532 amino acids. The transcript is spliced from 5 exons. NCBI's taxonomy places the organism in Eukaryota, Viridiplantae, Streptophyta, Magnoliopsida, Rosales, Rosaceae. Gene Ontology annotation, biological process: brassinosteroid metabolic process; brassinosteroid homeostasis. Gene Ontology annotation, molecular function: monooxygenase activity; oxidoreductase activity, acting on paired donors, with incorporation or reduction of molecular oxygen; heme binding. The record is from RefSeq and is a predicted model, not a curated record.
UCUCAUCUCCCUCCUAAAUUAAAACCAUCUCUCUCUCUCUCUCUCUCUCUCUCUCUCUCAGCUUUGUAGUAUUAAAAACCCAAGAAGACACACUAACAAGUAACAACAGCACAAGCUAGCAAAGCAGAUAAAAAAGAAGCAAAGCAAAAGAAAGGCUGCUCUGCUCUCCACACUUAUAAGGAGGAAGAGGGAAGAGAGGCUGAGCAGCUGCUAGCUUAGCUCUAGGCACCAUCAUUUUAAGGAUCAAUUAAUUAAGCUUAGCUAGCUAGCUGCUUAAUUAAAGAAACGAUGGAGCAGGAGCUCUUGUCCUGGCUCAAGUUUGUUUGUAUAUCUCUGAUGGUGCUGGUUUUUUCUCUAAGGAUGGCAGUGCUGCUUUGGUGGAGGCCCAGAAAAAUUGAGGAACAUUUUGGGAAGCAAGGGAUCAGAGGACCCCCUUACCGUUUCUUCAUUGGAAAUGUUAAGGAACUUGUGGGGAUGAUGAUCAAGGCAUCUUCUCAAACCAUGCCUUCCACCUCUCACAAUAUCCUCCCCAGAGUUCUUCCUUUUUACCAUCACUGGAAGAAAAUCUAUGGUGCAACAUUUCUUGUGUGGUUUGGACCUACAGUUCGACUCACUGUUUCUGAUCCUGAUCUCAUCCGUGAAAUAUUUGCUUCAAAGUCAGAAUUCUAUGAGAAAAAUGAGGCUCACCCACUUGUUAAACAGCUCGAGGGCGAUGGCCUCCUAAGCCUCAAAGGUGAAAAAUGGGCUCACCAUAGAAAAAUCAUUACCCCUACCUUCCAUAUGGAGAAUGUCAAGUUGUUGAUACCGGUGAUGGCCACAAGUAUAGUAGAUAUGAUGGACAAAUGGUCAGCAAUGUCCAGCUCUGGUGAGGUGGAGAUUGAAGUUUCUGAGUGCUUCCAAAACCUAACAGAAGAUAUAAUUACCAGAACAGCCUUUGGAAGCAGCUAUGAAGAUGGCAAAGCCAUUUUCAGGCUUCAAGCUCAACAAAUGGUGCUUGUUGCCGAGGCUUUUCAAAAAGUUUUCAUCCCUGGUUAUAGAUUUUUGCCCACAAAAAGAAACAUAAAUUCUUGGAAAUUGGACAAGGAAAUCAGGAAAUCCCUGAUAAAGCUAAUCGACCGGAGGAGAGAGAAUUCAAACUCGGCCAACAGCAACAACAAUGUGCAUGAAAAAUGUCCCAAGGAUUUACUCGGCCUUAUGAUUCAAGCCUCAAAUUCUUCCCCCUCCUCCAAUAUCACUGUCAACGACAUAGUUGAAGAGUGCAAGAGCUUUUUCUUUGCUGGCAAACAGACCACGUCCAAUUUGCUGACAUGGACAACGGUUCUCCUAGCAAUGCACCCACAGUGGCAGCUACAGGCACGUGCCGAGGUGCAGAAGAUGUGUGGAGCACGUGACAUACCAACCAAGGACGAUGUUGUGAAGCUUAAGACACUGAAUAUGAUCCUAAAUGAAUCACUACGGUUGUACCCGCCUACGAUCGCGACAAUCCGACGGUCAAGAACGGAUGUGGAGCUUGGGGGUUACAAGGUCCCACGUGGGACCGAGCUUUUGAUUCCAAUCUUGGCUGUUCAUCAUGAUCAGAGCAUAUGGGGGAAUGACGCGAAGGAGUUCAAUCCGGCCAGAUUCGCCGAGGGCGUGGCCCGAGCCGCCAAGCAUCCGGUGGCUUUCAUUCCAUUUGGGCUCGGGGUCCGCACAUGCAUUGGGCAAAAUCUAGCGUUGUUGCAGGCAAAAUUAGCUCUGGCCAUCAUACUUCAACGCUUCUCUUUCAGGCUGGCCCCCACCUAUCAACACGCACCAACGGUCCUGAUGCUACUUUACCCUCAAUACGGUGCGCCCAUCAUUUUUCAACGUCUGCCCCAACAUGAUCAGGAUCAAGAUCAAGGGUCCUGAUCUAUUACUACCAUUAUGCAUACCAUUGGUUUGCGUGUGAGUGUGCGUAUGAUUCGAAGUGAAUUGACCGAAAUACCCAUUUGGCAGAUUUCCUUAAUUUGUUUCAUCUGUUUUGCCUGUUUCGUUUUCCUAAUGCUGGGUUUACUUAUGAGAUAAAUAUCUUAAGAGAAAGAUGUUGAACUCAGUUAACCUCGAGUUACUGAACCCCAUCACCCAUGAUGACCAUGAUCAUGGUUUUUUUUUUUUUUUUACCAAACAAAAAUAUUAACCCUGGCAUGGCAUGACAGGUAAGUUUUUGUUUUAUGAAUCUUAGGAAUUAGUGAAUUGCUAACAAUUAAGUAGGUAGCUUGCUCUGUCUCUCCUGUUUGUAUGUAAUGUAUAUUCUCUGUUUCUACAAAGUUCUGAAAUAUCAUCAUCCUUAAUUGGUUGUCUCUCAACUCAA